Anoplopoma fimbria (sablefish) is the source of this 980-nucleotide messenger RNA. Its product is annotated as lysozyme g-like. Gene Ontology annotation, molecular function: lysozyme activity. The coding region runs from base 106 to 690 and encodes 194 amino acids. NCBI's taxonomy places the organism in Eukaryota, Metazoa, Chordata, Actinopteri, Perciformes, Anoplopomatidae. The transcript has 5 exons. The record is from RefSeq and is a predicted model, not a curated record. Gene Ontology annotation, biological process: peptidoglycan catabolic process.
GGGGCAUAAAUACUGCCGUGUCCGGUCAGCUUGACACAGAGGAGAGAACAGAGCGACACCGUGAUCCAGCUCUCACUCUAUAAGGACAGCAUCAGAAGAGGAAACAUGGGUUUUGGAGACAUCAUGAGCGUUCAGACUACUGGAGCCUCGGUGCAAACAGCUCAGCAGGACAAACUGACUUACUCAGGUGUGAGGGCAUCACACACCCUGGCACAGACGGACGCGGGCAGAAUGGACAACUACAAGUCUACAAUCAGGAGAGUGGGAGCAAAGUAUGGAAUCGCUCCAGCUCUCAUAGCUGCCAUCAUCUCCAGAGAGUCCAGAGCUGGAAAUGUCUUAGAAGGAGGCUGGGGAGACUACGACCACAGCAGAGGACAGUAUAAUGCCUGGGGACUGAUGCAGGUUGAUGUCAAUCCAAAUGGAGGCGGACACACUGCACGUGGUGGCUGGAACAGCGAGGAACACCUCUGCCAAGGCACCGAAAUCUUGGUUUAUUUUAUCGGACGCAUCCGCAACAAAUUCCCAAGCUGGACCGCCGAGCAGCAGCUGAAAGGAGGGAUAGCGGCCUACAAUAUGGGAGAUGGAAACGUCCAUUCCUAUGGUGAAGUGGAUGCCCACACAACAGGAAGAGACUACUCCAAUGAUGUUGUUGCCAGAGCGCAGUGGUACAAAAACAAAGGAGGCUUCUGAAACCUGAAGCUGUCCACAACUGAAAUCUCCUGCAAAUGUUCUCUGUCAUGUUUGCUCCCUGUUCAAACUUGAGCGAAAUAAACACAAUCAAGCAAAACUUGCCCAUCUUACUGAAAUGAAGAGUACAGCUGAGGCUGAUGUGAGUGUCGUUAGUUUUGCAGGUCUUUGGUCAUAAACCAAAGAGACGGAAAAAAUCAAUGUUUUGGUCUGAUGUUGGCACUAGAUGAAGAGUUAAAGGAACAGUGUGUAGGAUUCAGGGGGAUUUAUGGGAAUAAAUGGAAUACAAUAAU